Nilaparvata lugens (brown planthopper) is the source of this 1480-nucleotide messenger RNA. RefSeq names its product lipase 3-like. Bases 6 to 1361 code for a protein of 451 amino acids. NCBI's taxonomy places the organism in Eukaryota, Metazoa, Arthropoda, Insecta, Hemiptera, Delphacidae. The record is from RefSeq and is a predicted model, not a curated record. The transcript has 8 exons.
GAAAUAUGUGGGACAGUGUGUUUAAAAUAUAUUUUAUUCUCAUACUUUCAUUGGGUUUGACAGACAUUAUUUGUGGGAAAAAAGGGAAAAAAGUUGUGCCUGCUAAGGAUGAGGUUAAAGGGUGGGACAAAGUAGCAAAAGUAGCGCUCCCCAACAUUGUGCAGUCUGGUUUGAAACGAACCGACGAAAUAAUCAAACUAGAAGGUUAUGAGGCUUAUAGUUAUAUCGUGAAGGUGUCAGCCGGACGUGAGCCAAUCAAAUUGGAAAAUUCUACAAUUGAUUCGUUUUAUAUAGAAAUAUUUCGACUCAGACAUCCAGCGAAAAAGGAAAUGAAAAAUAUGCCAGUUGUAUUAUUGAUGCAUGCCUGUACAGGGAGCUCAUCAGAUUUUGUGUUUGGGGGCAAGGAAGAGAGUUUGGGAUUCCAUCUGGCUGAUGCGGGAUACGACGUGUGGCUUGGUAAUUUCAGAGGAAAUAUAUAUGGUGGACUGAACCAGUACCGGAAUGAUACAGAAUUUUGGGAUUUUAGCUUUGAUGAGCACGGACUUUUCGACCUACCAGCACAGAUUGACUAUAUUCUAAAAAAAACGAAGCAGCCAAAACUGUAUUACAUUGGAUUCAGUAUGGGCGCUACGGCUGCCUACGCUCUUCUAUCAUCCAAAACAGAAUACAAUGAAAAAAUUGAACGAAUGGUACUUUUGUCACCUGUCGUUUAUUUGAAUAUAAGCGAUAUCACCUUCCCACCAGAAGUGACUAAAUUUUUUCACUCACUUUCUAAUAAGGUGGCUCAUGAGACUGAGGUACAUGAUUUUUUCUAUUGGAAGGGCCCACUAAUGGGCUUUGACAAUCCAAAAUGUUCAACUGAAGAAUUCAAAUCGUUCUGUGCCUUAGGAAUGAAAUCAUUGUCAUCUGAUCAUAAAUCAUUGUUAAAUAGUGAAUUGAGAAAUAAAUUCUACAGUGUUGCACCCAUUGGAUCAUCAUAUAAGACACUGAGUCACUACUCAAAUAUAGCAAAAUGGGCAAAAUUCAAACCGUUUGAGUACGAUUGUAACAAAAACCAAAGGGUAUAUGGAACGGCAAAUGUGAAAGAAUAUUCUCUAGAGAAAGUGAACGUUCCUACCCUACUGCUCGUCGGGCAAAAUGAUAAAAUGUUCAGCAAUAGAGAAUAUUUGGAAAGUCUUAAAUCGAAAUUGGAAGGACCGUCAUACAAUAUGAGAGAGAUCCCUUUUGUGAAGACAAAAUACAUCACCAAUAAACAUUUCAUGCACGCUGAUAUGUUACUCGCAAAAAAUCUGAAGAAAUUGGUAUUCAAGCAUGUCUUGACUUACUUGCAGAAUCCUGACUCAAUCGUCUCCGACCCUUGAAUCAAAAAUCUGGUGUGGCGUACUCACACAACUUUCCUUGCCGUUAUGAAAAUUGAUCACCUGACGCUAGUGUUCACGUGCAUCUCGAGUCUACCAUUCAAAGAUCUGAGCCAGCUGGU